Molecule: messenger RNA, 1913 nt
Organism: Talaromyces stipitatus ATCC 10500
Lineage: Eukaryota; Fungi; Ascomycota; Eurotiomycetes; Eurotiales; Trichocomaceae
Product: O-methyltransferase, putative
Exons: 4
Coding region: 133-1395 (420 amino acids)
Molecular function (GO): O-methyltransferase activity
Source: RefSeq, a predicted model, not a curated record
AGGGCGGUCAAUCACAUGUCUUGAGUCACCUACUACCAUACUUCUUAUCGGUUACUAGUACAUUCUCAUUUCUAUCUUCAUCCUUUUUCACAUUUUAUGGUGUUUGAAGCAUCUAACCCCAGCUGAACCGCCAUGGCUUCCGCUCAGAGCAGGAUCGCCGAGCUGGCGACCACAGUGGCGCAACACACUCGGCGAAUUGACAGCUACCUUGCCGAGAAAGACUUACCAUAUCCAUCGUUUGAUGCUGGUGGCCCUGUUGAUCUGGGACUACCACCGGAAAUCGAAGAAUCUCGCACCAUAGUCCUUGAAGCAAGCCAAGAGCUGAACGACCUACUCCAAGGACCACGCGAUUUACUUUUCAAUCAUCAGCAUAACCUGCUGGCUUAUCUUAAACUGAUUUCACGCUUUGAUCUUGCCAGCAAAGUACCCAUAACUGGAGAAAUCACAUUCGUCGAUUUGGCAGCCACUGUUGGCGUUGAUCGUGCUGCGCUUACUUCUAUUCUGCGACUUGGCAUUGCGCACCGCAUCUUUAGGGAGCCCCGCCCAGGUUUUAUUGCGCAUUCUGCAGCUUCUAGACUUAUUGCAGAAGACACGCGUGUCGCGAGUUGGGUCGGAGCAAAUGUAGACGAUAUGUGGCCCGCAGCUGAGAAAGUUGUAGAUGCUCUUGUGAAGUGGCCACUAGCUGAAGAGCCUAACCAAACUGGGUUUGCACUUGCGAAUGGGACAGAUCAGUCUUUUUACGCUGAGCUGGAAAAGAAUCCCGAUCGAGCGCGCCGAUUCGGUGGAGCGAUGAGUUUUUUCACCACAGGUGAUGAAUAUUCCCUCCGUCAUCUAACCGAUGGAUAUGACUGGGGUUCGAUCGGUUCGGGGGGAACUGUUGUCGACCUAGGUGGAUCCCAUGGCGAUGCAGCGUUUGCUCUGGCUCGUAAAUACCCCGGUCUCCAUUUAAUCGUGCAAGAACUCCCUCAGGUUGUCGCGAAUUCCAAGGAAGAGUUUGGCCUGGAUGUCAAGUUCAUGGUUCAUGACUUCUUCGAGGAACAGCCUGUGCACGGUGCUGAUGCUUAUCUCUUUCGCUGGACGUUGCAUAACUGGCCCGACAAGUAUUGUAUCAAGGCACUCAGGGCAUUAAUACCAGCUUUAAAGGCGGGUGCGCGUGUCCUGAUUGCAGACUUUGUUAUGCCGCCUCCUGGCGUGCUCCCUAACUUACUGGAUAGAAAGUUGAGAGCUAUGGACUUGACAAUGUUGGAAAUCGGCAAUAGCAAAGAACGGGCUCUUGAUGAGUGGAUUAGCCUGUUCGCACAGGCCGACUCAAGAUUCAUAUUCAAAGGCAUGAGACAACCACCGGGAUCCAGACUCGCAAUCCUCGAGGUUACGUGGGAACUAGAGAACAAGUAGCAAUAGGACUUUCUUGGAGUACGAAGGAGAAUGAACUCAUAUCGAAGUCAGCGAGAAAUACCAUGUUCUAUUUAUUACGGCAAACCAACGAAGAAUGAGACAUUUGUAUCCGUAUAAGUCUAUCCUUUAGUUGUAUUUCCCCAGGUUCCAUUCAUAAAAUACACACUGAAAAUCACUUCUACAGUCCUCCCGUUCGACGGAGAUUAAGCUAUCCGACGCCACUGGUAGCUGAACGCAUCAUCCGAAUCAUCUUCCUUCGGUGGUGCUGGAUCUUGCGAGGAGGUCGUGUUGGUGUUGUUAACUACUGCUGCUGCUGCUGAAAUGAUGUCAGGACCUGUUAAUUAAUACUCUCGGUAUAACCGAUCUGGCCUGUGACGGAGGAAAGAAACAUAGUCUUUGCUUACAGGAUUCUGGAGCGGGUAGAGCUCUUGCGUAUAGGACACAAAGCCCUAGAGCAGAGAGGGAGAGGCUGAGGAAACGCAUAUCGAUAGAUAUUUGAAGAUAGAUCGAGAAGUUCU